AUGACUUGUAAUAAUGCAACAAAUAUAUUUUUACUUGGUCUAGCAUCCAGUAUGAAAACAGAUAUUCGAACAACAAGCAUCGAUCAGCAGAAUAUAAUGACAUUUGCUUAUGUGUUUAGUGUUACAUUAAUGGUCACAUUUGGUAUAAUAUCAAAUGUUAUUUCAAUUGAUACAUUUAGACAAACAUCAAUAAGAUCAACAACAGUUGGAAUUUAUUUACUUACAUAUAGUUGUUGUUCAUUAUUUGGUUUAAUAAUGCUUGUUUGUCGUUUAUUUCAGUUAAUAGAUUCACUUACUUAUCUACCAUUCUUUUUUAUUUGUAAUAUAAUAUCUGGUUUAGCAUCAAUAUUUACUCGAAUAUGUCUUUGGUUAAAUGGAUUCACUGCAUUUCAACGAUCACUUCUUGCAUUUGAACCUAAUUAUAUAAUAAAUAAACUUCGUUCAAGAUCAAUUGCAUUAAAACAAAUAUUUUGCAUAAUAAUAUUAAUAUUUUUAAUGCAUAUUCAUGAAUUAAUUUGUCGUGUUACAUUACCAGAUCCAGUUGCACCCGGAAAAUUUGUUUGUCAAAUCAAAUAUCCAAAUGCACUACUAAUAUUAAAUCAAAUAUUUUCAACAUUACAUAUAUUUAUUCCAUUUUUCUUACAUCUGCUAUCAACUUGUUUAAUAUUGACAUCAAUUAGCCGUCGACGAGCUCUUCUUCAUCGAACAACUUAUUGGAAACAAUGGAUAAAAGAAUUUCAUACUCAUUCUCAUCUUUUUGUUGCACCAAUCAUAGCCAUGGUCUGCACAUUACCUCAACUGGUACUUUCAUUGAAAUAUUCCUGUGUAGAUAUAUCUAUCAAAUGGUUAUUACGAUUAAAUACAUCAGCUAAUUUAAUUAUUUAUAUACCUCAAUCAAUUACAUUUUUUCUUUUUAUUUAUUAUUCAGAAGUUUAUUUUAGAACAUUUAGAAAUGAAUCAAUAUUCGGCAAAUUAUUAUGUUUAAAGCGUAAUACGAACAAUAAAAUAUUUCCUUUGACAGCGACACAUACUCAAUUGAAUAAUGAAACAAAACUUCGAAGCAAAAUGGCAACAAAUAAAUCGCAUGACAAUAAAAACACACAAACUUAA
Adineta steineri is the source of this 1110-nucleotide messenger RNA. NCBI's taxonomy places the organism in Eukaryota, Metazoa, Rotifera, Eurotatoria, Adinetida, Adinetidae. The record is from the annotation of a GenBank genome assembly.